CAACAACAAUUGGCGUUUUAAAAUGUUGUAUUUGACAACUAUAUAAUGCAUGAAUUGUUGUGUAUGACAAAAUAGCUGAUGCUUACGAAUCUAUUCCGAUUUGAAUCCACCCGUGACCUCAAACCCCGACUUUCUGUGCUUCCUAUACCGUCGUCAUGAGCGGGAAUCACCAUUAACUCCAACACAAUUCCAAUUCCCCGCCUUCCUCUUAUGUACGCAUUUCUUUAUAUCUCAUGAAUUAUACGUUGAAUUUAGGGUUUCGCAAUUUCCUUAUUCCCCAAAGGAUCGGAGUAAUUCCGAAGAACUUGAAAAUUGGAGCUCUGAAUUUUGGGAUAUCUAGACGAAUGGGGUGUCAAGAACUCUCUUCAAGUUCAAAGUCGAAAAGUUCCUCAAGCAGCCAGCCAGAGGAAACUACAGCUGAAGGUGCCAACAACAAUGGGGAAACCUCUGCUGGAAUGACAGUUCAAGAGCUUAAAACUAAACUGAGGAAUGUGGGGGUUCCAACAGCAGGUUCUAAAGAUGAUCUUGUAUGCACGUGGAACAAAUUCUUUUCUGAAGAAGUUGAUGAGUUUCAAGAGGUUGUUGAAGAUGAAAAAUCCACCAGAGUGAAUGAUGUUCAUGGUGAAAAGGUUUCCAAAAGGAAGGCAAAAAGUUUGUCUGUUGAAGAACAUGCUGAGGUUAUGAGCACUGUUUCUGUAGAUAAAAGGAGCACGAGGCGUGCAAAACAAAUCCAUGCAGAUCCAAACAUCACUGUUGAGACUUGUGGACAUAUGCAGUCAAAAGUUUCAAAGACAAAAUCUAAGGCUAAAAGUAAUACCAAGAAAGAGCCUCCUCUGAACACCAAUAAGGUGUCAGGUAAAAAAGCAACCUGCUUAACAUCAGAUGUUGUUUCUGAAACAUGCAAUAAGAUGGAUGUUUCUGAACUUCCAGUUGAACCAUGGACUGUUCUUGCUCACAAGAAACCACAAAAAGACUGGAUACCUUACAACCCUAGAACUAUGAGACCUCCUCCUCUUGCUAAUGAUGUAAAACAUGUGAAGCUAAUGUCUUGGAAUGUCAAUGGUUUGAGGGCUUUGCUAAAACUGGAGAGCUUUUCUGCUUUAGAACUUGCACAAAGAGAAGAUUUUGAUGUACUUUGCUUACAAGAAACAAAAUUGCAGGAGAAAGAUGUAGAAGCAAUCAAACAACGUCUUUUGGAAGGAUAUGAGAAUAGCUUUUGGACUUGUAGUGUCUCAAAGCUUGGAUACUCUGGAACUGCAAUUAUCUCUAGGAUACCACCAGUUUCUGUUAGAUAUGGAGUUGGGAUAUCAGAUCAUGAUAGUGAAGGAAGGCUUGUGACAACAGAGUUUGAUUUGUUUUAUCUAAUAAGUGGAUAUGUUCCUAAUUCUGGUGAUGGUCUGAAAAGGCUGUCAUACAGGACAACAGAGUGGGAUCCUAGUCUUAGCAAUUAUGUGAAGGAGCUGGAAAAGUCAAAACCUGUCAUCUUAACUGGUGAUCUGAAUUGUGCUCAUCAAGAAAUAGACAUCUACAAUCCUGCAGGAAACAAGCGAAGUGCUGGUUUUACAAUUGAGGAAAGAAUGUCAUUUGAGGAAAAUUUCCUGAAAAAAGGUUUUGUUGAUACCUUCCGGAAACAGCAUCCUAAUGUUGUUGGCUAUACUUACUGGGGUUUCAGGCAUGGUGGGCGAAAAAAUAACAGAGGAUGGAGGCUGGACUACUUCCUUGUAUCAGAGUCGAUUGCAGAUAAAGUCCAUGACUCUUACAUUCUUCCAGAUGUUACAGGCAGUGAUCACUGUCCAAUUGGCCUUGUUCUUAAGCUGUAAUCCAAACUGUCUGAAGGAGUUAAGUCGAGAAAAUAGCACUUAUGUAAGGCUUUUGCUUUAAAAUCUCAACUCCCCUUUUCAUCACCAAGGACAGAUAGAUUGCUAGGAAUAUAAGUGUUUAUACUCUAG
Lactuca virosa is the source of this 1949-nucleotide messenger RNA. Lineage: Eukaryota; Viridiplantae; Streptophyta; Magnoliopsida; Asterales; Asteraceae. The record is from the annotation of a GenBank genome assembly.